UGAUGCUGUGCCAAUAUAAUACCUUAUAAGAAAGGUCACCAUUCAGUGUUGCACAACUUGUGGCUGGCCGACACUCGGGAUAUUGCAGCACUUGGAUAAUAAGCCUCAACAAGAAGCAUGGUAAAACUCGUAACAAUACUCCUAGUCGCUAUUCUAUUGCUUGGUCCAGCUUGGUCCAAAGCAAGCGUUUCCUCUAUCAGGUCAAAAAUAGCUCAAGUGGCCAACAAUAAAGUAGGCUCAACACACUGGUCCUAUGCAUCAUCCUGCUGCCAUGGAACAAACACAAACAAAUGUAACUAUUUUGUGUACGACGUAGGAAAAGAAGCAGGAGCCAAAAUGCCAACUCGUUACUUUGGUUUUGGUGGACCCGUUGGUGCAGGAGCAGGCGGUUGGGGAAAAGCCUUAUCACUCAACUACUGGUCCAAGGUGAGCUCGAGACAAGCAGGGGACAUCGUUGCUGGACAUAAAAGUGGAACGUACCAUGUAGGAAUCUACGUUGGCAGUAAUAUGGUUGUGUCAGCCAACAGCCAAAAUAUUGGAAAGAACUCGAAUAUGUUUACACAGGGCUACCAAGAUCUUGUCUAUUGGCGCUACCAAGGCUGAAGCAUGCGCAGAAGCUUCACAUUUCCUGUACUUGAUUUGAUCUAUUCAUAAACAUAAGUUCUAGUUGUAUAAGUAGAAUAUCGUUGAUUUUGUUAGAAGGGGGCUAUAGAUUAACAUUGUACUGGCAAUAUGCAUGAUUGCUGGGUAAAAUUGUAGGUGUGUCACACUGUACGCAUUAAAACGU
This is a messenger RNA of Exaiptasia diaphana, 787 nucleotides long. RefSeq lists its product as uncharacterized. The record is from RefSeq and is a predicted model, not a curated record. Bases 118 to 603 code for a protein of 161 amino acids. The transcript has 4 exons. Lineage: Eukaryota; Metazoa; Cnidaria; Anthozoa; Actiniaria; Aiptasiidae.